AUUUUUUGUUGCAUUUUCGGAUUCAUUCACGUUUCCAGGCGCAGCACGUUUCACCGAUCGUCUUGCUUUUUCAUACCUGAGCACAAGGGGGUUGAUCUAAACUUUUUUGGGGCAAACUUUUUGUAUUUGUGGAUGUAAGUUUUUUCCCUCCCCAUUCGCGUGAUGUAAAACUCCAGCGUCUGGUUACUUGGUUUCUCUCGGGAGCCUUAACGUUAACCGUCAACAUAUUCCAGGUGUUGUUCAAAUUUCAUUCAAAUAUAUCAGUUCAGAUUUGCCCCAAACCUCAGACGGUUUGCUAAAAAUUUUCCGACGCGUAAAAACAACGGUUUUGGAGCUACUUGUGUCUUAAGGACAUUUCCUUUUCUUGGACUUGCGACAGUCGGGUUUUUCUAAAGCCAAAAGAGGAAGUUACUCACGGAAGACUAUUUUUAAGGUCUCCUCUCGCUUUAAAAGGGUAAUACCUUUUCAUUUUUUCUCUUAAAUCUAUACUCAUAAAUCCGUCGCCCUGAAGCGCGCAUUCGGAACCAUGGGCUGUACCGUGAGCCAGGAAGAUAAAGCCGCGUUGGAGCGGUCCAAAAUGAUUGACAGGAAUCUGCGCGAGGACGGGGAGAAAGCCGCCAAGGAAGUGAAACUGCUGUUAUUGGGUGCUGGAGAAUCGGGGAAGAGCACCAUCGUAAAACAGAUGAAGAUUAUCCAUGAGGACGGCUACUCAGAGGAAGAGUGCAAGCAGUAUCGAGCUGUGGUCUUCAGUAACACCAUCCAGUCCAUCAUGGCCAUCGUUAAAGCCAUGACCAGCCUCAAGAUCGAAUAUGAGGACAGCGCAAGAGCGGAUGAUGCCCGUCAGUUGUUUGCCCUGUCUGGGACAGCAGAAGAGCAGGGUAUCCUUCCAGACGAGCUGGCCAAUGUCAUCUGCAGACUGUGGGCUGAUAGAGGAGUACAGAAUUGCUUCACCCGUGCCAGAGAAUACCAACUCAACGACUCCGCUGCAUACUAUCUGAAUGACAUGGAGAGGAUAGCCAAAGCCGAUUACAUCCCAACCCAGCAGGAUGUCCUGAGGACCAGAGUGAAAACCACUGGCAUCGUAGAGACACAUUUCACCUUCAAAGAUCUGCACUUCAAGAUGUUUGAUGUCGGCGGUCAGCGUUCAGAGAGAAAGAAGUGGAUCCACUGUUUUGAAGGAGUGACGGCCAUUAUCUUCUGUGUGGCCAUGAGUGCAUAUGACUUGGUACUGGCUGAGGAUGAGGAAAUGAAUCGAAUGCACGAGAGCAUGAAGCUCUUCGACAGCAUCUGCAACAACAAGUGGUUCACAGAGACCUCCAUCAUCCUCUUCCUCAACAAGAAGGAUCUGUUUGAGCAGAAAAUCACACGCAGCUCCUUGAUCAUCUGCUUUCCCGAGUAUCCAGGCGAAGACAACUACGAAGAGGCCUCCGAGUACAUCCGCACCAAGUUUGAAGACCUGAACAAGAAGAAAGAAACCAAGGAGAUUUACCCUCACUUCACCUGUGCGACGGACACCAAGAACGUGCAGUUUGUGUUCGACGCCGUGACCGACGUCAUCAUCAAAAACAACCUGAAGGACUGUGGGCUCUUCUAGACCACACGAGCGAAAGGAUGAGAUGAGAUUACUUGAACAGUUUUGAUGAGCAGAGGAAGUAGAGACUCCUGCUUCCACACGACAACUGAGAGCUCCGAGGAGCACAACACAAUUUCAGCUAUUUCAGCCUCUGUCCAGACACCGUUCCUCCAUUGAGUUCCACAUUUAAUACCUGUAUUAUUAAUUCCUUGGGUAAUGACCACAAAUCACCAACUGUGUCCAUUCUCCACGUUUUCUCCUCUCCUUUUUUUGUUCGAGUAAUAUCAGAGGCGAAAAAAAUGUUUGUUUUUUUUAUACGAUGCUUCAUUUUACUCUAGGGAAUCUGAUGUGCAAAUUUUAUUCAAGUUUUAAUUGCGUAAUGCUUAUUUUUUUAAAGAAGCUGCAGGCAUUGGAUAUAGAGUAUGAUCGGAAAAAAGGAACAUGCUUUUUUAUGAUGUUUACAUGACGUCCUCGUUGAUAGCAAAACGGAAAGCCGUCCUGCAUGAUAAGAUAGCAAAUAUAUCAAUACAAGUAAUCAGUUCACAUCAGCAUAACAUUCCUUUUAAAAUUAAAUACAAAAAAAUACAAAAAGAACAAAAAAAAUAUGAAAAAGCACAAAAAAAGCUUCACAAAUGGGGAAUAAACUGCUAAAACGUAACUGAUAUUUAAAGUAUGUACGUAACAGUAUCUAACAAUCUUUUUAUUUUCUUCUCUUCUAUCUUCCCGAUUCCUCUUUCUAGCAUUCUGUUUGUGCCUUGACUUCCGUUUACAAUGGACUUUGCUUUCUCCCCGAGUUGUCCUACUGUACGUAAACGUUUCUCCUCCAGAAUUUUCACACCAUGUAAGAAAUAAAUAGUGAUUAAUAAUGGAAAUCUAAUUGAGAAAAAGGGUAGUUUUUUUUUUUUUUGUUUGUUUGUUCGUUUGUUUUCUUUCUGUUUUUGGUAAAGAUUCUUCAAAAAUUCUUUUAAAAGUCCUAUAUAAUGAUUUAAUUUAAAUAAAAGUUCAUUCACUAGAUGAAA
Messenger RNA from Danio rerio (zebrafish), 2592 nucleotides. It is a transcript of the gene gnai2a, whose product is annotated as guanine nucleotide binding protein (G protein), alpha inhibiting activity polypeptide 2a. Gene Ontology annotation, cellular component: plasma membrane; centrosome; heterotrimeric G-protein complex. Gene Ontology annotation, biological process: adenylate cyclase-modulating G protein-coupled receptor signaling pathway; signal transduction; G protein-coupled receptor signaling pathway. Lineage: Eukaryota; Metazoa; Chordata; Actinopteri; Cypriniformes; Danionidae. Gene Ontology annotation, molecular function: GTPase activity; guanyl nucleotide binding; GTP binding. The record is from RefSeq and is marked provisional.